AUGGAUUUGAUAAAUAAAGAUUCAAAAAUUAACGAAGAUCUUGAUAAUAUUCAGCAAAUAAACUGUGAAAUACUAUCUCUUGAAAGGCCUGAUUUUCAUAUCUCAAAUUGUUCGCUAGACCCUUCUCGAUCUACAGAAUCUGUCAAUUCUUUGCAACCUCUAACACAAACUCAGUCUGAUCCUUUAACAUAUGCUUCUGUCUCUCCGCGUGAACCGGUUGCUUCACGUGUAUCUACUCCAUCUCGGGUGGCUAAGUCGCAAAUAAGCAUUCCAUUUCAGCAGGAAACUUUAUCACCCUUUGAAAAUGAUGACACUUCAAGCCGUGGAAUGACAUUCAGCGAUAGCGAGGAUAUAUCUGAUACAAAAGAUGGACGUGUCGAGAAGAUCAUCAUGGCAGUAAAUCUUAGAAAUCGUAAAUUAGGAUGCGCAUAUUAUAAUUUCACUACUUCUAAGUUAUAUCUCAUGGAGGAUGUGGCUGAAUCACCGCCAUAUGAUAUGGUGAAUUUAUUGCGUUUUCAGGUUUCACCUUCUAUAAUUCUUGUCAGUUCUCGUGCGGAUGAUGCAUUUAUCCAAGCAUUACAGGCGGAAGAUGGUUCGAUUCCUAUUCCAUCUACUGUAGAGAUACGUCCAGGCUCAGAAUUCAUUUAUGCGUCUGCAAAAACAAAGCUAUUUUCCAUUCGUUUGGGUGAUCAAAAACACGUGUCCUCACAUGCAGAUACUAACAAACAAGAGAUAUAUUUACAUUUAUCUAGUAUUGUGAAUGUGGAGAGCAUCGAAACAGUAUGCUGUGCUGGGGCCUUAAUUAGCUAUAUUUCAAGGGCUAAAAUAACCGGUAUCCUAUCUGAAGAUCAACAAGUGGGCAAACAAAUUUCUACAUAUCAAUGCAGAUACGUUAAGUCACAUCCAAAUAUGCAUAUGCAAGCAAAAGCCAAAGAGGGAUUGUCACUUUUCGGUAUUCUUAACAAUACGCGUACGGUCCUUGGUAAAUAUUUGCUUAAGCAAUGGUUUCUCCGACCUACCCUUGACCUUACUAUUCUUGAUGAACGACAUCGUACAAUUGAAUGUUUUCUUCAACCUGAUAAUUUGGAUAUUUCUGGGCAGUUUACUACAUGCCUAAGACAUAUAAAAAAUAUUCCAAAGAUUAUUGAAAAUAUGAAUGGAAGACUGAAUAUAAAAGAUUGGCAAUCAUUGCUUCAGAUAAGAGAAACAUUCAUAAUAUCCGAUUUAAAGGAUAUCGGUUCUUAUAUUAAUGAUGUGAUUGAUUUUGACGAAAGCGUCAAAGAAAGUCGAAUUGUUGUUAAACCGCAUGUUGACGAGGAACUUGAUCAUAUGAAAAGAACAUAUGACGGUUUGGACGACUUUUUGUUCGAAGUUGCACGUGAAAUUAGCACAUCAAUUCCUACAGAAUUCGCUUCUACUUUGAACGUAAUUUAUUUUCCUCAAUUGGGAUACCUUGUCACUGUCCCGUUAAAACCAGAAUGGAGAGAUGAAGAGGAUUUUAAAAUUGACGGAUUGUAUUAUCAAUUCAGUACUGCUACUACCGUUUAUUACAAAAAUGAUAGAAUGAGGGAACUUGACGAAUAUCUAGGCGAUAUACACGGUCUAAUUGUUGAUCGUGAAAUUGAAAUAAUGCAAAAACUCCAAGAUCGUGUACUAGAAUAUGUUCCAUUAUUUCUAAGCUCUAGUGCUGUUUGCGCUGAACUUGAUUGCCUUUUGUCUUUUGCGGAGUCAGCAAGGCGUUAUGGGUAUAAUCGACCUAUUGUAACCGAUGAAAACAUUUUAAUAAUUGAAAAAGGAAGACAUCCAUUACAAGAGCUUUGCGUUAAUGUUUUUGUCGCUAAUGAUACAAAACUUGUCGGUGGCAGAGGUGUAUUGGACGAAGACGACAAAAUGUAUGAAGAUAGCCUUACUAGUGAAAAUGACACAUAUAACAGUGUCAUGUUAUUAAGCGGCGCUAAUUAUUCAGGCAAAAGUGUAUAUUUGAAGCAAGUCGCGUUGAUUACCUAUAUGACACAUAUUGGAAGCUUUGUACCCGCAGAAUCGGCCACUAUUGGCUUAACUGAUAAGAUUUUCACUCGUAUACAAACUAAAGAAACAAUUCAAAGUGCAUUCAUGAUUGACCUUCAGCAAAUAUCGAUUGCACUUCGUAAUUCGACAUCAAGAUCUUUAUUGAUCUUUGACGAAUUCGGAAAAGGAACUGGCUCUACAGGCAGAGAUUGUCCAAAAGUCAUUGCAGCAACACACUUUCAUGAAAUUUUUGAGAAUAACCUCCUGUCCCAAUCUCUCCCGAUUUCAUUGACUACUAUGGAAAUUAUGAACGAUGACGAGGACGAGGAAUUGACUUUUUUAUACCGUCUGAUACCCGGUCGAAGUACUUCGUCUUGGGGUACAUUUUGUGCUACACUGGCUGGUGUUUCACCUCAUAUUGUUAAAAGAGCAAUUCAUUUAUCUCAUCUUUUUUCCCGAUAUGAAUCUAUUCCACCACCUUUCGUCGACGAUCGUGAACGUCGUUUGUACGCUACAUGUGAACAAGUUGCAAGGAAAUUCUUGGAAUUGGACCUGGAGAAAACGGAUACUGACGUAAAUUGUUUUCUGGAAUGG
Molecule: messenger RNA, 2601 nt
Organism: Scutellospora calospora
Lineage: Eukaryota; Fungi; Glomeromycota; Glomeromycetes; Diversisporales; Gigasporaceae
Source: the annotation of a GenBank genome assembly